Molecule: messenger RNA, 777 nt
Organism: Coccinella septempunctata (seven-spotted ladybird)
Lineage: Eukaryota; Metazoa; Arthropoda; Insecta; Coleoptera; Coccinellidae
Exons: 1
Coding region: 1-777 (258 amino acids)
Source: RefSeq, a predicted model, not a curated record
AUGAAUUUGCCUGAGCUGAAAUUGAAGCAAGACUGCCCAACAAUAUGGAACUCUGCAUUCGAAAUACUGGAAAGGAUUUAUAAAAUCAAAGAUGCUGUAAUCAGUACUCUUGCCAUAGGAAAUCCAGACAUAAAUAAGAUUGAAUUAAAUGAAUGGAGUCUCAUCGAACAUUCGUUGAAAAUUUACGAAAUAUUUUACGGAAUAACAAAAGAAGUAAGUGCUGAGAAGUAUGUCACCUUCCCGAAAAUAAUUCUCUUCGUUAAGGUGAUGUCAGAUCAUGUUCAAAAAAUUCAAAACUCUGAAGCAAAUAACAUAGCAGAAAUAUAUGAUCUACUGAAAAGUCUACAAAAUGGAAUUGGUGAGAGAUUUGAAGAUGUAGAUUUCAACGAAUUAAGGACGCAGGCGACUUUCCUAGAUCCAAGAUUCAAAAAGUAUGGGUUCACUAAUGAAUCAAGAUUCCAAGCGACGCUGAAAUUAAUUCGCCAGAAAAUAGCCACCUUCAACAUUGACAACAACGAGGAAAGCGUUCCUCCAGAACGCGCCGAAAGUGAAAGUUCCAGCACGUCAAUAGUUUGGAGCUGUUUUGACGAAAAGUCAAAGGAACAUUUAGAAAUCCGUAGUUCCUCAGCAGCUGCCAUCAUAGAAACAGAUAAAUUUUUGAGUGAACCUCUUCAAAAGCGAACCGAAAAUCCUUUAAAAUGGUGGAAAGAAAGAAAACAUUGUGCAACAUGGCAACUUCUGUUCCUUGAAAACGGAUUUUGUCAAAAGCAAAAGUAG